AUGACAACUAGAGCAGAUUGUCAAAUCCUAAUGGACAUCCUCAAUAGAUACUACUUUACUAUUGUCCAAAUGAUCAAUUUGAACAAGUCUGCAAUUACUUUUAAUCAUCAACAAGAGCUUGCUCAGUACCUCAGAAUCCCAAAGGCACACAAAGCAAGGAAGUAUCUGGGACUACCUGUAGAGUGGGGAGGAUCUAAGAAAUAA
This is a messenger RNA of Ilex paraguariensis (yerba mate), 204 nucleotides long. Lineage: Eukaryota; Viridiplantae; Streptophyta; Magnoliopsida; Aquifoliales; Aquifoliaceae. The record is from the annotation of a GenBank genome assembly.